ACUUAGAAGCUCUUGAACCUAACAAGCAAUCAUGCCGCGAAUUAUUAUCAAAGGUGGUGUUUGGAGAAAUACAGAGGUAUGUGAAAUAUAAGCUUCAAAAAGCUCAUGUAACAGUGUAAGUUUGCACACUUUAAUUUGUAAUCUCAGAUGAAAGUAAUAUGGGUCAUGGAUCAUGAACGCUCUCGUAAGAACUAGUUUUAGUUGAAUGAUUUACAUGUAUCAACCGCCCAGUACUCAGGACAACAACAGAUGAAAUAGACGUCGGUAAUGAAUUUAAGAUCAAUCUGCUGUCAUUAUACUUUAUCGUUGUGUGAAUCACGCUUGAAUAUCUUACAGUGUAACUGUUUUUUUUUUUUUUUUUUUUUACAAAAAAUUGGAUGAAAAAUUGCGUGAUUGUAUUUUAUUUUACCCAAAGGAUGAAAUCCUCAAAGCUGCUGUUAUGAAAUAUGGAAAAAACCAGUGGUCUAGAAUUGCAUCCCUGUUGCAUCGUAAGUCAGCAAAACAGUGCAAAGCUAGAUGGUAAGUUAAAAUGUGAAGAUACCAGGUCUAUCACUUAACACUCUUCAGAAUAACAGAAAAACAGUUCAAACUGUUGUAGACUGUUCAUUGGAAUAAUUUUAAGGCUGGUUUUCACUAGCGAUUGAGUCCGAGUCGGAGUCGUAAUCAGAAGCAUAGAACUUUACGGUCUAGAGCAAACAGCGUUCUGAUUCUUCUGAUUCCGCUUACGACUUCGUUGUUUAUAAUCAAGUGAAAACUGGGUCAUCAGAGUCACAAGCUGAAGUGGAAGAAUUAAACCAAUCACAAAGCAUGGGAGCGUGCAUUGUGAUUGGUUUAUCGUUCCACUUCUGCUUCCCAUUCUGACAAUCUGUUUUUCACUAAGGGUGCGUUCGAUUGGGAAAUCAGGAUUUAGAUUUUAAAAUCCGGAUUUCGGAUUUGCAAUCGAACGCGAAAUCCGGAAACAGAUUUUAACGCUGAGAUAUCUGUUUUUGGAUUUUCAUUGUUACUGUUCGAUUGGGAAAUCCGAAAAAGAAUUUGAAAAAGUGUCCUUAAGAACAGUGGUCUUGCAUGCGGACGCAUACUUAGCAAAAAGAAGACCACUGUUCACGAGAAUAGUUUUGCAAAUCCUUUUUCGGAUUUCCCAAUUGAAUGACAAAAAGGGAAAUCCAAAAAAUCCAGAUUUGGAUUUCUUAAUUGCAAUCCACCCUGAGGACAAAAACAUCGAUUUAUCCUAGAUCAUAAGCAACUUACAACUUCGCUUAUGACUCUGACUCUGACUCCGUUGCUAGUGAAAACCAGCCUUCAUCUGCAGCUUCUGGUUUCGCUCUAGUUUGGAACAUUUUGACUUCAUUGUUAUGUUCAAAAGUAAGUUGACAGUCCAUUGGGGGUCUGGAUUCUCAAUUUUUGAUUCUUGCGUGAAUUGAGAGUUGAGAACACGGUAUACAGUGACUUUUCAUUUAGUCAACAGCUUUUUCCAGUGAAAACUUACAUGUAAUGCAAAAUAUCUCAAAGAUCAAUAUGCAGUGAUGAUUGCUAUUGCUGAGGUUUACAAUAGUAUGCUUGAGCUUUAUAAAUUCUUUCUCACCUAGAUGGUGCACCUAGAUGUGGAAAAUGGUUGUCCAAUGGGCGACCUAGUUGAAAAAUUAAUUUCGAACCCUGAUAAGUAUGUUCACCUUGUUGUAGAGUGUUGUCAGUUUCAUCAGGUAAUUAACUUGUCCAGAGAAAAUGACGGUGAGCGAAUUGAUUUUUGGGUGAAGUGACUGCAAUUCUAUCUGUAAGAAUGAAGUCGCUGAUAAAAUUAAUUUGUGGUUGAUUUGUUGAACUGUUCAUGCAGUUAAAGUAUGGUGGAAAUCUCAGUACCAUAAGAUGUUGUUCGAAUCUUCCCAAGUUUUCUAGAAUAGUAGUGCCAAAUAUUCAAACCUGUUUCUUUAGGGAUAUUUAAACCUCCUGUUUUGAAUUUCAUUUUAGGUAUGAAUGGCUUGACCCCAGCAUUAAAAAGGUGAGAAACAAUUUUAGUGUAAAGGCUCUUAAAUUUAAACUGAACACUUUCAGCCUCUUUGCCAUGUGUCCUGCUUCUUGAGAAUAGUGGUAGUUACUACGCCUGGGAAGCUGUUAUACAUGGUUGUUUGCCAUUUUUACCUUCAAGACAAAGGUUUUAAUAUCUUUGAAAAAGAUACAUGACUAUUAAAUCAUCAGCUAGAGAAACAGAAUGGAGUGGUUAGGGAGUGAGAGUCCAAACUAACAUUCUUUAGAUUUUGAUUUUAAAACAAUAUAGCAUCAGGCCCAAAGGGUUACCAUUUUUGUUGUCUGUUGGUGAUGAAAAUUGAGAAAAUGUGUUAGUAUCUUCAAGUAGGCUGAACCUUCAUACACUGUGCAUGUACACGUGAGCAUUAUACAUUGUUAUGACAUCCUUUCCUAAACAGUAUUGGUAGGUGCAAUUGUAUCAGAUUUUACUCUAAAUACUUGUUUCAUUUGCAGACUGAGUGGAGUCGUGAAGAAGAUGAAAAGCUACUUCACCUGGCAAAGUUGAUGCCCACACAGUGGAGAACUAUUGCACCCCUUAUUGGUCGCACUGCUUCACAGUGUUUAGAACGAUAUGAGUUUCUCCUGUAAGUAAUUCACUUCCUUUUUCUAAUUAAAAUGUAUUAAUUUGUUUUUCCAUUGAAUUGCUUUUGCAGUCGAACCUCCACUAACAGCCACCUGUCUUCAACAGCCAUUUUUUUGGCUUACAGUCCGUACAUUCACUCUUGUUUUAACCUCUCUACAAUGGCCACGUCCUUCUGUCCCCAAUGUGGCCGUUGUUGAGAGGUUGAACUAUCUUAUUCUACUGUAGUAUCAAUUCUUUCUCCCUCCGUGGUAGAUGGUGUUUAAUUUUCAUACUUUGUACAUUUGUGGGUAAUUAAUGCAAUCAGUUACAUGUACCACCACAGUAAAUUUUAUCUCAUGUCCCAUUGAAGGUUUAACCAGUUGUAUUUUUCACUAAAUUGACACAUCACUGAAUUAGCUGUAAUAGGUGCUUUGCAGGAAGUCAUUCAUGUCUGAAAAAGGCUUAUUCCCCUUCCUUGCCAUAAAAUUUUGUGGGGCUUAGAGAACAGCCACUACACAAAGCUUACACGUGUAGCCAUUUAUAAAAUACAUUUAUCUUGUCAAUAAGGAGUUUAGAAGAGUUUUCAUUACAGGGACGCAGUAACAUGGAACAGCCUGUCAGCUGAGGCUAAGCAGGCCACUACUUUAAAUUGUUUUUAUUCCGCUAUUGUACGUUAAGAUUUUCUUAGUAGGCAUUUAUUAUAGGAUUUUCUCAAUAAUGUUUGUUAUUUUUAAGUCUUAGUUUAAUCUGCACAGCUCUUUAGAAGACCACUUUUUAGUGAUAAGGAUUCCAUGGUUAAAUAAAGUUAUUACUUACUUUUGUUCAUGGCAUUGAAACAAAGUACUGUAUGGUAUUUUCAGAGAUCAAGCUCAAGCAAAAGAAGGAGAAAAAGAUGAAAGUGAGGAUCCACGCAAACUUCGACCUGGAGAAAUUGAUCCAAACCCAGAAACAAAACCAGCUCGUCCAGACCCGAUUGAUAUGGAUGAAGAUGGUAGGAGGUUUCUUUUGUCCAGUGGUGUUCCUUUGUUAGACCUUUAUCCUCUGUUGACAUCAAUAUGGCUUUAUAGCCUGCAUCACAGACAUAAUUUAACCUCAGUUAAUAACGUCUGCAAAGCUGGGCGGAGAUCCCUGUUCUGGACCCCCAAUGCAUUCAGCGAAUUAUCGGAAAUGCAUUUCCAAUUUCCUUUCAUCCUGAUUGGCAGUUAAACAAUGGCUUUUUUUAACAUUCCAAUCAUUGUGCUUACUCAAAUCCUGGUACACAGGUGGUGGCCUACAAUGGAGGACAAAAGAACUUGGGACUGUGGGAAGAAAAAGCCCUUCCACGUAAUUGUUAUGUAGGACUGCUCUUCAUGACAAUUUUUUUGAUGGGCUUUGGGUUCAUCGUGUUGUGGCCCCCCAAACCCCCCUCCCCCACCUCCAGCAAUGUUGUGGCCAAAAAAAGCACUCAUUUUCACCCAUUUUGCUCAAAAUUCAACUUUGUUUGGGGUGAGAGGGGAGGGGUCACUAGUUUUACUAUUUAUUUGGAAAGGUCCCAACACUUUUGACCUCCAUUGCAGAACAAGGAUUUUGGUGCUGUUUUGCAGACAGACUUAACUAACUGAAAUUAAGUUUUAUCUGUGACACAGCCUACAUUUAUAUGGCUUAGUGAUACUGUUAUCUUUGAUUUUGAUUGUUAGAACUGGAGAUGCUGUCUGAGGCAAGAGCCCGUUUGGCAAACACUCAAGGGAAGAAGGCCAAGAGAAAAGCAAGAGAGAAACAGCUUGAAGAGGCUAGGUGAGGUUCUGUUACAUGACUUGUUAAGUACCAAAAAGUAUGCAGCUGUACAGAACAUUGGCAAUAAGUUACAAGUAAGAAAUGUCUUUAAGUUGAAAACUCGACAAUUUUUCUUUACUCACUUUAUUUUGCUGUUGGCUUUAGCUCAAGAAAUCUUUAGAAACAUGCUGUACCCAGGGUUGUCAGAAAGUUUUGAAGUAGACGGUUGAGUUGUCAAAGUAAGCCGCCAGUCCAGGGAUAGUUUAUUUAGAAAACACCAUCAGUAAAGAAAUGCUAAGCAGAGUAGCCGGCCAAUACAAACCAAGAAGGUGGCAAUUUUCGCUGGCAGCCGGCUACUUUUGACAACCGUGUGUAUCAAUGACUUAAGAUGACUUAGAUGACUUAAGAUGACUUUUACAUGUACAUCUAGUAUAAAAGCAGUGAACAAUACUUACACAUCAAACAUCUUCUGAUUAAUUUUUUAACAUCUUCUGUUAAGUACGUCAUUCAGAUGCGAGUUAGUGUUUUGUCUUUUUUUUCAGAAAAUGUAAAUGUCAUCUACUUUUAUGCAUCCUGUUUUUACACCUGUCAGCUUAAACGUCUGUGACUUCAAUUAUUGUUCUAGGGGACUUUAAGACACUACAAAUGUAUCCCCUGCAUAAAAAUGACCAUUUUGUCCAUAGACUAAAAUACACCUGUAACAAUGUCUUCAUAACUGAAUCAAGUUAAAAUGAUUAAGAACUUACAAUGUUUGAAGGACUCAAGAAGUGAGUUGGUGAGUUAUUGGGAGACCACUAACUAUCUGUAGUUUAUCAGUGGUGCAAAUUGCAUUUCAGGCGUCUUGCUGCUUUACAGAAAAGGAGGGAACUUAGGGCUGCUGGUAUUGAGUAAGUAACCAUGUUGUGGUUUAUACAUUUUCUUAGUUUUCCUGUUAUUUUAAGGAAUUUUUCUGUGUCAGUACCUGACCAUUAACAAAUUUUCUAUUUCUUGAUAGUGGUUUAACUGUCUUUGCUCUUGCACAUGUAUUUAAAAGAUUUAGAAAAUAAUUUGUGAGUUAAGCUUAACUAUAGUAUCAAGAAUAUAAAGAUUAUUCUAAUUGUUAACUAAAGCUCAUUUCAGAAUUUUGUACUUCUACUGAUUGCAGUAACUAGGUACCUUAAGAAAGUUUAAUAAUUAAACUUUCUUUCUUUUUUUGGAAUUAAACAGUGAACAUACUUGAAUAGACUUUGGAGAGGAAUUAUUCCUCUCCAAAGUCUAUUCAAGUAUGUUCACUGUUUAAUUCCAAAAAUUAUUCCCUUUGAAUAUAAGGCCCCCAAGUUAAGAAUGUCUCCACUAUCUUCAAAAGGCUUUCUCAGCAAAAUUCCCCAGAACAAAUGGGCUAAAGAAGCCUUUGUAAAAAUGUACCUCUAGCUGUAAGCCCUGGGGCUCAUUUUUGGAAUAACCUGUAUGUAGUACAUUGUAUUUUUCUUACUUUUGCAUGACUGUGAGUUGACUUUCAAGGUAGUAAAAUAAAUUUGUUUCAAAUCCCACGUGUUUUGAACAGAAUCAGGAAGCAUCGCAAGAAACGGAGAGGAGUAGAUUACAAUGCUGAGAUUCCAUUUGAAAAGAGACCAGCUCAAGGUGCAUAUCUAGAAUAUUUUAACUGUAUUUAUAUAUUUAUUUUUGGUGAAUUUGCUUUCAAUCUUACACACUAAUUUCUGCAUGUCUGGUAAGGAUAUAAGACCAAUAAACAAGCUUUUUUUUUCGACAGGUUUUUAUGACACUGGUGAAGAAGAGCUUCCAGACUAUCAACCUGAUUUUAAAAAGCUUCGCCAGGAUCACUUGGAUGGCAAAAUGAGAGAUGAUAUCGAACAGGUUAUUUAAAGUAACUCUUUAACACGGUAUUUAACAUUCUCAGCUUCAACUACAUCUACAGUUUAGUAGGUAGAUACUUAUUUUAAAUGUUAUUUUAAACCUUGUUUCAUUAAGUCUCACAUUUUUGUUUGCAGCAAGAAAGAAAGGAAGACAAAAAAAAGAUGAAAAAGAGAAAGGAGGAUGACCUUCCUGGAGCGGUCAUGCAAAUUAACAAGUAAGACAUACGCUGUCACUAUUAUUUUCAUCCCUCAUCCCUAUUGCUUGUAAGACAAUCGUUCACAAUGUGUUGCUGCAUUGGACUGUACAUUUUUUUAGCUACAGGGCCUUAAACUACUUGCUAAUUUGUGCAUUAGGCUCUGUUCAAACUACACAAAUUUUGUCAUUGUCAUUGUUUUUUUUUUUAAAAAAAUCUGUCAACAGAAAGCCAUUUCUAGAGCGAACAAUUUUUUUUACCUACCAAAAUUUUUUCAAGAGUAACCAAACUUCUGGAAAGUUUGGAGGCUUACAAAGUUUUGUCAGGAGACAAAAUCCUAUGCUCCUUGACAGCUCUCCUACGUCAGGUCAUCUUAUUCCUCGAACAUGACCAGUUAUAGUUCCUUGAACUAUGACAUUUUUGGUUGCAUGAAAACUUUCCAGUUCCUCAGGUGUGAACAAGGGUACAAAAAAGAAAAACUGGUAACUACAAAAUUUCCAAUUUUUUUGCAAACGCCCAACUUUAUUUUUUGUCAUAGUGCAAACAGGGCCUUAGUACUUUAAACUUGAUGCUAAUGAACUCUUUUGUUCGAAGGAUAGGUUUAUGUUACAGUUUUAGGCAGCAAAUAAUAAUGUUAUAUUAUAGAAGGCACAACAAGAAAGUACCGUAAAAAUCCGAAAAUAAGCCCCUCCAUGUAUAAGCCCCUCCAAAUAUAAGCCCCCCGAAAUCGUAACGCAAAAAACCCUCCGUUAAAACACCCCUUCGAAUAUAAGCCCCACAGGGGGCUUGUACUUGGAAUUUGCCCUUGAAUACAAAGUAAAACAAAGCAAAAAUGGUAAAGUACCUUACUACCACUACAAGCUAGCCCGACUGAUUUUGAAACGCAAAUUUCCCUCCAUACAUAAGCCCAUCCGAAUAUAGGCCCCUCCAAAAAAAUAAGCCCCUCAAAAAAGGCCUUUGAAAAAAUAUAAGCCCUGCAGCUUAUUUUCGGAAUUUUACGGUAAUAGGCAAAUUUUUUGUGGCAGUGAGGCACACAACUCUAGGGGUAAGGGUAAACAAACUCGGGGAGGAGCCCGCCUGAACCUUUACAAUAUACUUGACCAUUAACAUCACUUAGCAGUGUGCAAAGAAAGUAUGGUCGAACCUUCAUCAAGCAGCCAACUUUGGGAUACCAGCAAGUGGCUGCUUAAUGGAGGUUGGUCAUUGAGUAAAGGCUGGUCAUAAAUUCAGCAUAAUCUUUAGCAGAAACAUCACGUUAUUCUGAAACACACACACGACUGAAGAAGCAUUGCUAACUCAGGCUAUUUUCCUUCAUCAUAUUCUUAAAAUAAAGCCAAAAUAUUCUGCCGGUCCCUUGGCCUUUUGUUAUGUCGAGUUUCCUCUGUAAUGAGUGGCUUUCCAGUUCCUAUCAUCACUACAAUUUGCACAGUAUGUGUACAUGUACUCUGUACAGCUGUUGUGUCUCAAGAUAGUGUAAUAAUAAUGUUUUAACCUUGUAGGCUGAACAAUCCUGACUCAGUGAAGAAGCGUAGCAAGCUUGUUCUUCCCAAACCACAGAUAUCUGAUACAGAAUUGGAAGAGGUAGACCUUUUGUUCUCACUGAUGCAAAAUUAAUAUUAAAAAAUAUUAUCGUAGUAGGCUUUUUCUGAAUGUUUGUAGUAUGAAGUACUGAAUGGUCCAUCAAUGGCUACUCCUCUAAGAUGGUUGUCUGCGCUAUAGUUGCUUAGUAUAAUUUAGUUUAACACAGAUAUUUUCAGGCAUUCAAGUAAAACACAGCAGAACCAUCUUGAGGAUAGUUUCUUUCUUAGAAAGGUUUACAUGUACAGUAAAACCCCACGACUAAGUACGUGACCUGUUAGGCUAAAAUUCCCCAGUUAAGUCCCCUCUACAUGUAUAUAAAAACCUGUUUAGCCUAAAAUCUGAAGCAGGUUCUUAUUUUCUAAAAUCUAUGAAAAGAUUCUGUACACCUGGGGAAAUAAGAUAAGUCAACAUUCAGAAUCCUCUUUGGAAACAUAGGUGCCUUAUUACUCCAACUGUAAUGUAAAUGCCAAUGUUAAAAUCAAAUAAAAUUGUUAUUUAUACAAUUACGAAUUAAAUACAAGUCUCCUUUUAAUGUUUAUUUCUACACAACUUCUAAUUUGGUAUGGAGAUUUUAUAUAAGGAUUAAGAUAAAUCAGAAAUACUCUUAGCUGUAUUGUAUUUUUUCUUCAGAAAAUUAGAACCUAUUUAACAACCUAAAUAGCCUAAACUUUUGCUAAUUACCAUUUAUAUAAGAACCUGUUCAGGCAAACUUCAAAAAAUAAAGGUUCUUAGUUGCGGGGUUUUACUUACUGUACAUCUUGUAAAGGUGUCGACUGUCAGGAAGUUGACUGUAUUAUUAUUUUGUUACACUGUAGAUUGUGAAAAUGGGCCAAGCCAGUGAAUCAGCUCGUCUGUCAGUAGAGGACAGUACCAUGGCAUCAAAUGCUCUUUUGAGUGAGUACUCAGUGACUCCUGCCACAGCUCAUGCAUUGCGGACUCCUCGUACCCCUGCAGAGCAGGACACGGUAUUACAGGUAGGUUGAAUCAACAACAUACGAUUCUCUGGAAUAGACCUUAUUCACGCACGCGCAAAUUGAUAAAAGCAAUGUCACGUGGUAUUUCAGGGGGCAAACAAGUGUUAAAAUUUGCCGAGACAAGAAAUCGCGGUCGACUUUGUUUAUUCCAGACAACAGAAAAAGUGAACUGUUUCUCCCAAAGACGAUAAUGGCAAAUAAUGGGCGGUCUACUCUUUUGGAUGUAGUAGCGUUUGUAGACGUUCCCACAACAAGCAAUAAUUAGGGACCUUAAGCAACAGCGACGACGACGGCAGUCAAUACAUCACUAAAAAACUGAAUUUGCGUCCUUUCAAACUUUAUCGCGUCUAUUUGAAACCGCACAAUUCGUCAAAUGUAGGCUAGCCAGCGUAGCAAGCGCUUGGAAGUAGUGGGUACAAGAAAAAACGGGCGCGCGAGAAGGAGACACGCGAGUCUCCCUCGCGCGCGCCCGUUCUCUCUUUCGUUCACUACUUCCACGCGUCUGCUACGCAUGCUAAAUGCUGGAGUUGAAUUCUUAACGACUUUAUCGAUGUUCAAAUAGAGAAAGGACAAUUUGUCAUCGUAUGUCCACAUCCUCCACAAAACGUCGCAUUGGGAGGUUUCACGUCGUAGUCGUGUAGUGGACGUCAAAGAAAUGUACUUAAAAGCGUGAUACACUUGCAGAGCAGUUGUUUUCAUAUAAAACCAAUUGUUUGUUGUCGUUGUCGUUGUUGUCGACUCCGUGGAUGUCGGUCGUUUCGCCUACAAGUCGUUUCGCCUACAAGUCGAUUCGCCUACACUGACGUCGAUUCGCCUACAUGAUCUGAGUUGUUUCGCCUACACAUUUAUACAAGUGUAAGUUUACCUUGUGACCAACAUCUUGUUUAUCUUACGAUCUAUCGAUCGAUCGUUGCGAUCUAUAUCGCAUCGUUCUUCGUAUUAACAAAUGACUAUAGUCAAAAUGUAUAGUCUGUAAUCCUAAAAUGAAACCCCAGAAUUUCAAGGCGAAACGACUUGUAGGCGAAACGACCGGUUUCCGACUCCGUUGUUGCUAAAGUUCCCUAAUUAUUUUUUCGUCUUUACAGGAGGCACAAAACAUCUUGGCAUUAUCGAAUGUGGACACACCAUUGAAAGGCGGCAUGAACACACCUCUGACAGAGAGUAAUUUUGAAGGCGUUACCCCUAAACAUCAAGCAAUUCAAACUCCUAAUAUGAUGCUUACAACUCCUUACAGAACUCCACAGGGAGAAGGUACAGGUAAGAUAGACUAUUUUGGAUCUCCAUGCUAUGUUGGGGAGCAAGAACAGCGCAGUGUUGAGAGCACUUGCCUCCUACCCAUGUGGCCCGGGUUCAAAUCCCGGCGUCGACGCCAUAUGUGGGUUGCGUUUGUUGUUGGUUCUCCCCGUUGCUCCGAGAGAUUUUUCUCUGGGUACUAGGGUUUUCCCCUCUCCUCAAAAGCCAUUACUUCCAAAUUCCAGUGCGAGCAGGAAUCAGGUAGGCAAAGAACUACUUUGUGGAUGUCGUACCUCCAAAUCAUUAUAGUAUUUAUUUAUUUGUUAGCAAGAUGUGCAGUGUUGAAUGUGUAGAAACGUGUUGGAGUGGAGUACAUUGUUUCAAGAAGACGCGUCAAAAGCGUUUAUUUGGGCGGAGUGUAUAUCAAAGGCAGAAAAACUUGAAAGUAAACUAAUGAGAAUGUCAGGGUAAGCACAAUAUUAAGGUUGAGAGGCUGUAUGCAAGUCACCUUUUUCUUACCCUUGACCAACAACACAAUCAGAGCGCCAUGUCCUAACCUGCAAACCAAGAUUUAUUUCAGUUUUCAGGCAGUGAGAAAAGACAACCAAGACAACCUCAAAUAUCGCUGCGUUCGCAGGUAGACCUGGCUUUGCAUGCCCAAGCAUCUGCCGAAAAAAUGCAACUUUGAAGCCAAUCUGGCGACCGGGAGAACUUUAUUUGGCGCUCCGCUGCCCGCCCUCGUCUUUGAUAUAUUACGUGAAACAGUAGAGCUGUAUUCAGUGAAAGGUCCAAUAAAAUUAGAGGUUCUUGAGAGCGUUUGCUAUCUUGUCUUGGUCUCCAGCCGUGAGUGUCUCGAUGCGGUCGCGAUUCUUUCCCUCUCAGGGGUGACCUAGGGAGAAUCGCCAGCGCAUGCUCCAUAAUGACACCCACGGCAGGAGACUGAGCAAUCGUAAUUUCGGGAUGAAACACUGUCUUUCAUUUUUUGACAAGUUUCUUCAAUUUGUCUGUCUCUUGAUUGUCUAAGGUACCACUCCGCGCAUGGGCAGAACACCCCAGAGAGGCAGCGGGGCUGGUGGCGCGGUCACGCCUGGGCGUUCGUCAGUGCGGGAUAAACUCAACAUCAAUCCAGAGGAGGCUUUGAUGGAGGAAUAUGAAGCAGGAUACGGAGCAAAACAACAGCAGGCAAGAAUAUAGUUGCUCUUUAUACAUCGUGAUCUCUUAACUCUUCAGAAAAGUAAAAGUUAGUUGUACUGUUCUUUGAACGCCGUGAGUAAGUGUCCGCGUCUGGUUGAUUACAGACCUUAAGAUCCGACGCGGCGGAAGCGAAAACGUCGCUUAAAAGUGACUUCACGUUCUUUCAUUCUUAAUCGCGAUUAUUUCAGCUCAGUUCACUCUGUCAAAUGUAGGUCAACCAUCCUACAGUUGAACUCCUAAGAGCCAUAUCCAAGUUCAGAAAGAGAGAAGAAAUUUCGUCGUCGCUUGUGUACGUCCUCUGUAAAACGUGAAAUUAAGCAUAUUUGGUGAUUGAUCGCCACCUACUUUGGAAUUGGUAGCCGAUUACUUUGCAUUCGUUUUGCUGCUUUUCUCUUUUUUGUUUGUGCUUAAGUGUUCUUCCUACCCCUUUCAGCUGAUUUUGAGUUUUCCUAGUCAUAUAUUGUGCAAAAUAAUCAAAACAAUCGAGUCCAAACGAGUAAACUCGCUGGUGCUUCCGUACUUAACUACCGCCAUGUUUUCAACCACGUAGACAUCCGGGUAUGCAACAUUCACUUCGGCUCAGCCCUUCACGGUAAAACAUGGUAAUGAGUUACUCAAUUCCAGUCCUACACAGUUUGCAAUAAUAAUGGCGGCCUACAAAGGUUUCGCACUUAGCCUCGUUUUGAAAGUGAGAUUUUUUGGAACUCGGAAAUGGCCUAUUGCAUUUUAUUUUUUUCCAUAUUUAAAAAUUAACUUCGGGAACGUGCCUCAGACUCCUUUCUAGGUUUAACGGCCCCUUAUUAGUCACAGCCGCCUCGUUAAGGUUGGGAAGACGCCUACUUCAAAUCCUAUUGAGAACCCUGCUGACAGCAAUCAGCAAGUUUCUUAUUUAUUUAUAAAUUUGACGGCAAAGAAAUGUACAAAAAAGCGUGAUAAGAAAUGUUGUUUUUCUCAUGAGACCAAUUGCUUUUUUGACGUUCUCGUUACUGUCGCCCUCUUUUGGUUUUGUUCAGCUGGGGCUGGUGGUAAAUUUAGAUAACAGUACCCUGCUAACAGAGUUUUCGUCCUUGCAUGGUUUUUUGAAAUUAAUUUUUUUCGCGUCUCCAUUUCUUUGGGAGAAGUAAACAAACGCUCUUAGCGAAUGUUAGUGACGUGAAAGACAUAACUAGUAGGGACCUUUCGAGACUACUACGGCGACGGCAAGGAGAACGUCGAAAAAGCUAUAGCUUUAAUGAGCAAAUCAACAACUCUGCACGUACAUCACCCUUUUUUGUACAUUUCUUUGCUAUCCCUGCACGACUACGACCUGAAAUGACCACAUUUUAAGUUUACCUGAGAACGGUAACGGCAAGCCGAUAAAUUCUACCAUUUCUGUCUGAACUCGGGCGCGGUCCUCUCUCUUCAGCUCCAACCAAGUAACAGGAUCAUCGCGAAAACGUUUAAGAGGAUGCGAAGUCUAUUUUUCAGCGACGUUUUCAUGGACGUCGCCGUUGUUGGAUCGUAAGUACCCUAAUGCCAAAAACCAUGCCGGAAAGAAACCUGUGCUAACAGGGUAGACAGCAGUGUCUCAUGUGUUGUUAUUCUGACGGUGGUCUGUAACAUACGUCAAACACUUUAAAAAGCGCGCUUUGAUGCUUGCUAAAAUUUAAUUGUUUUCUUAACUUUUAGGCGGAAAUGAAGGCUCAGCUGAAAGCAGGGUUAGCGUCAUUACCAGCACCCUCUAAUGACUUCGAGAUUGUGCUACCUGAGGUAAGGUUACAGAUGUACAUUUGUAUUCAGUGUGAUCAUGAUAUGACCGCAGCUUGUAUCCCUUGCACUAACUGGUACGCCCAAAAUCAGAAUUUAUUAAACGUCCCAAACUUUAUUUUCUAAAAUUCUACAUAACUGAAGAUCUGGUUACUCUUAAACUUUUCAUUGGAAGAUCUAGGACUUAAAAUCACCCUUUGAACCGUAAUGAAAUUCCCACAAGCUAUUACUACUGAGAGAGAUCUUUAUUAAUUCAUAUCAGGGUAGCUCAUUCAGACGCCUUAGGUACUGCUAUCAAUUGGGACCCUACAGGGGUUUCAUUUGAAUGCUUUCAACGUAGGAUUUCGUUUACAGACGCAAAAGUUAGAUCAACACUCUAAAUAAUUAUAGAGUACAUACAGUGUCAAAGUACCGCUGAAGCGGUUUCAGUUGAGUGGUCACACCGUAAGACUUUGCCCGCUGACUCAAAAGUGAGAACCACAUUACAUCUGACAUUGUUUCACCUGAGUAGAUAGAACUAAAAUCGCUGUGAGCCUCCACUUUUCUCUGUAAUUCGAAGCAAAGCUUGUUGCUUCCCUACACAAUAAUUUGCUCCUCGUUGAUCCUCGACCUCGAACCCUUUUAGUAAGUCGUUCAGAUAACAGAGGUAAAAAUCCUUAGUAAAGCGUUCCAGCUAUUAGGCGUUAUUGAGGUGAUUAAGCGCGUUUUUGGGCGUGGGCGCGAAGUGCGAGGCUAGCGAGAGGAGGUUAAAAAGUUAAUUUUUUUCCCGCCUUUUGCUAGCCUGAAAUUCAUCCGAUUGCUUCGAGUCGUUUUCUCCUCUCAACAACGUCUGAAUCGACCGCCCGUUAAUGCCGUCCAGCGACGUCACCCACUACCCGAAAACCGGGUAGUGAUUUUGAUUGGUUGAUUGUCUAAACAUUCGCAUAAUUAUGAAAAAUUUUUAGCGGGAUUGUCGCUUGAUAUUCAGCGGAUCGCAUCCCUGGCAUUCUUUCGUUUAGUUCAAACAUUUCGAUAAGCUUAAUCUUUAUCAAGAUUGCCCUUGUCUUCGAAACUGAAAUGCUAAAUUGAACUGCGAAUGAAGAAUCAUUGCGGAGAGUCGGUAGGUUUUUCAUUUAGAGCCGCUUUGUGGUUUCGGCGGCCGGUGAUUUUGUUUACUCGAAGUUUUCUGAGAUCAAUGUUAUAAUUCGACCUUCUUGCUAUUUUUACCGUCAAGUGUAAUGAUUCUGUUAGCUUUUUUUUCUUGUCUCCUUGUUUUUUUUUCUUGGUUAAGGACCAAAUAGCUUUUUAUUAAUUAAAGCAAAUCAUUGUGUUUUUGAACUAAGUGUUCCGUGUGUGUGUUUAUUUCAUUGCGUGAUUGCGACCGAGUUUGAUUAUAGAAUUUAGUACAACCGGUUCAGAGUUAGAAAGUUCAGAUAGUUUGAACGUUAAACAUGAACUACGAUCGAAAAAAAUGAAGCAGUUCUGUAUCAUCCAGACAUUUCCAAACGAUAUUUCUCGGUUUGCCACUUGAAAAUCAUGUUUUACUUUUUGCAUGAAUUAAAGCAAAGGUCAAGGAGUAUUGACGUCACUGGACGACAUUAACGGCCGGUUGAUUCAGACGUUACUGAGGGAGUAAUAACGACUCGAAGUAAUCGGAUGAAAUUCAGGCUAGCCUUUUGCGUGUCUCGCGCUUUGCGAUGGCGCCCUUAGACGCGCAUGAGCGUUCCAAUAACGCCUGCUGCACAGGCUACAAAAUCGUUUUUAUUUCAAUUUUCAGACUGGAGAAGAGGAGGUAGAGGAUGCCACAGAUGAGAGCUUUGUAGAAGAUGCAGCUGACAUUGAUGCAAGGCGGAUGGCCAUGAAGGCUGCUGAAGGUCUGUUGUCCUGAACUGUAAUCUGAAGACUUCGCUUUUUAUUUGAAUUUCCACUUACGUUCAUAUUGCUAGAUGUUAGAGUUUUGUAAACGCAUACGAAUUCAUGCGCGUGCCGCUAUAAUCCACACGGGGACCAGGUGACCGGAGAUUGAUCGUAAACCCGUGGGAAUUCAUCACGCAAUAUCGCAGAGAAAAGUAAAUCAUGAUUCUUUAUAUAUUAUGUAGCUGCUUGAAAUAAUGGCUGCAGUAUAUUUUAAGGCAGAAUAAAAACUUGUUUUCCUUGUUGGUUAAUUACUAACUCUUCAGUAUUUAGGAGACACUUGCCUCGGUCCUCACCUGAGGGUUCCGCCAUGUUAAUUAAUUAAUUAAUUUAUUUAUUGAGUACAGAAUUAAGAGAGCGAAGACGUCAGUCUCAGGCUGUUCAGCGAGAAAUGCCUCGCCCAUCUGAUGUGAACGCUACUGUUCUGCGGCCGGUUAAUGUCGAUCCUCCUCUCAGUGGACUGCAGAAGGUAAAGUUAAAUAGGAAAUUUCUCUUCGCAAGUUAAGUAAGCAGGGCAAUUACUGCGCAGCUUCACCGACAAGUGUAAUCCCUUGUGUCGAUUCUCUAUGUUACAAUGUACGUGUAGAUGUCGGUUAGGUUUGUGUACUAAGUAACGUUUAAGUAACAGCCCCCGGCAGACGGUCUCAUUGAACUGUAUCAAUUGCUUUACGAUUGCUGUCUACUGACUGUGCUGUGCUUACGAAUAACGAACUUUCGCAACUAGCUUGCAAAGGUAUCUUAUUCAUAUUUAAAAAAAUGGUUUCGAAAGGUGAUAAAAAAUGUUUGUAUUUUAACCAACAUGCCAUGAUGAGUGAAAAAGGAUUUUUAGUCUUUAGAAAAUCGCAACCUAGUGUAGAAGUAUGUCAUUUCUUCGCUUUCAAAACUUCCUCCCCAACAAUGCCUUCAAGUUAUUUCGCCCGAAACCAGAGUUAUGUCGCGCGAAAUUUUAUUAUGCGCAACAACAUCCUCACGUCUCUGUUACACAUUUAUCGUUUGUUUCGUCUCAUGGUGAGAGAUGUAUUUCACACACUUUUAACUUUCUUUCUCUGUGUACUACACCGGAUAAAAUUUCGGGCGACAUAAUUCGGGCGAGAUGACUUUUGGGCGACUUGACCGGUUUCCCCUGCAUUUCAUUAAAUUGCAAGCUGAACAGUUGCUGUUGUUUAUCAGGCAGAAGAGCUCAUCAAGCGUGAAAUGGUGACCAUGAUCAGAAGCGACAUCGUCAAUCACCCGACAGCUCAACAAAUCGAAAACCUCACGCACAAGAAAUCCAAAAACGCAGCUCAGGCGGCCAUCGCCGCAACCCGCGCCGCUUUGGAAAUCGAGCCACUGGAAUCCUUUACAGAAAAAGAGAUUGCACAUGCUAAGGAACUGCUUGCAAACGAAAUGGAGUUCGUGAGAUCCAAGAUGGCCCAUGGUGAUCUUCCUAUUGAAAGCUACACUAAAGUCUGGGAAGAAUGUUACGCUCAGGUCAGUGUCUUUUGGUCAAAAGGAAGCUUAAGCAAAGUCGUUUUAGACCGUCGCACAUCAACCGAAAGUGAAACGGCCCCAUAAUGCAGUUCGACACAACACCAACCCAGUCUCAACCGCGAUCUCAAAAUGGUUAAUUUGUUGUCAGUUACAAUUACCUUAUUAGGGAAGUGGUCGAAACUGACAGGAACCAUCCCUCCACGGAAAAACUGGGAACGUCUUUUUGUACUCUACUUCUGACAAUAAGAAAGAUGGUCGGAGACUUUCAUUUUCCUUACUGCGCUAGCGGAAAGUAAUUUUAAGAUUUAAAGGACCCGGCUUGAAAAUGUGCUUUUCAUGCACACAACAUAUAGUUAUGUCUACUCUCGAAUGUUCCGUCAGGCUUACAGUAGUGACUUUAAGAUACACCAUUUCUGUCUACGGGUACGGGUAGGCGAACAUGUUUGCCAAGGCGACCAUCAUUUCCUAGGGCCAGGUCUUUCAAAGCUAGGUUAAGAUAAUCCAGCGUUGUUCCACAUUUUGAAUUCAGAAGUAAAAGCUUACAAAGCAAAUUCCGUUUAAUUCUUUUAGUUCACAAUUUGAUGAUUGGAUGCUCUUAAAAGUAUUGAGAAACUUUUUCGAGAAAACCCCUUUUGAACAAAAGAAAAAGAAACCUAAGGUAAGAGGCACUCUACCCGUGUUGACGGGCUACGAGUACCGGGAUUUACCCUUACCGUCUUCGUGGGUUCUAGUCGAGUGCAUUUGCUAUCACUGCCCACCUAACCCAUAUAAGCUAACAGUAACACUUACUUCUCACUUUGGGCAAAAUGAUGGCUUAGGGGAGGGGUAGGUGGGCAGUUUCCCCAAAAACCUAAAUUGAUCCUCUUUUUUCCCGGAUUACAACUAGAAAACUAGAGCGGUUACGUUUUUUACACUUUCCUUUACUUAGCCACUGACUCGAUGCUGUUUUAACAUCAAGGGGACAGUGUAAAGUGAAUCAUUGCAAAAAAACAAUAUCAUAAUUCUAAUAACAUGGGCAUUUUAAUCACCUUUUAACGACGCGAGGGAAAGUCUUCAAUAAUUUAGCCAUCUCCAUCUGGGCCAACUGCAGCCAGACAGCCAAGGACACGGCUUAGAUAUGAGCAAGUUCUAAUGUCGACGGAGUCUAGGGAUUUUUUUCAAACUAAUUCUUUGGUUUUAAUUGCUAUCGUUUUGUAGGUACUGUUUUUACCAACACAACAGCGUUACACCCGAGCGGCGUUAGCCAGCAAAAAGGACAGGCUAGAAUCGUUAGAAAAGCGACUUGAGGUAAGCUGUUAUGAAGAGCGCGUUUUAUUAUUAAUCUCUCAGCAAAAACGUUUCUCGACGUUUCCAAAAGAUGGGGCGUGUUUCUUAUUUAAACUAGUCUCUCUUUACUCUUCUCUUCUCUCAUCUCAUUUCAGUUUUUAUUUCUUCUCCACUUUUUUUUUCAUGUUAAACGUGUAGAUGAACCGAACGCAUAUGACGGAAGAUGCGAAACGUGCAGCCAAAAUAGAAAAGAAGCUGAAAGUUCUUCUUGGCGGUUAUCAGGUACAAAGGGCAAUAUACUAUUACAUGUAUUUUUUGUUUUUUGGUUUUUUUUUUUCAAAUGAAGUGGUAAUUGCAAUUUAAGCAAUUGCAAAUUUAGCCAAAAAAAAAAAAAAAAAACGGGACUUAACGGGAUUCGAACCCAUGGCCACUGCGUUAGCUGCAGUGCUCUACCAGUUGAGCUAUUCAUCUUAACCCGUGAAUGGAAUGAAACAUAUGAAGAUGAUGUGAACUGCGGAAAUAGAAAUUUUUAAAUGAAGAUAUGAUCGUCGCAUGUAUGAGUCUCGAAACAGAACCCAGAACAUUGAGCCGCAUGUUUGUGAUUGUCUCCUCUUACUGCCUUUUAGCCUGCGAGAAUGCUCUAAAUUUUGAGUGUCAAGCGAAGCGGGCCGUGCGGAAGGGAACAUAGGUGUAAUUAGUUUUCUUAACCCGCUCACAGGAGAUGGAAUCAGUGGAGAGAACCAACCAGCAGUAUUCGUGGCAAUUUCAUGUAGACUGCGUCCAGCUCAAGAAAACGAGUGCUCCCGCGAUUAACCCUUUUUUUUUCUCCACUCCUGAUUGGUUGAGAAAUAACAGCGUGAAUUCUGAUCCAAUCACAAAGCAUCUAUUUGUAGCUGGUAUGAAGCGCGGGAAAACGCAUGCUCCCGCGAUUACCCUUUACUUUUUUUCACUCCUGAUUGGUUGAGAAGUUAGGGCUUGAAUUUUGAUCCAAUGACAAAGCUACUUUUUGUUACCGGCUCAAAGCGCGGGAAAACGCGUGCUCCCGUGAAUACCCUUGUUUUCUCUACUCCUGAUUGGUUGAGAAAUCAGAGCGUGAGUUUUAAUCUCAUCACAAAGCUUAGCGAUUCAAAACUGAGGAAUCUUGUAGUUACUCUCAAUACUAAAUUGAAAUCUUUCUAUGUCAUUUUUGUCUUCAGAGUCGAAGUGUUGGCUUGACUAAGCAGAUCAGUGACCUUUACGAGCAGAUUGAACAAGUGCACAUAGAGAAGGAAACGUUCAGAUCCCUCAGAGAUCACGAACUUAGAGCCAUUCCCAAAAGAGUCGAGGUACAGAUAUUGAUUUAAUUUAGUCUUGCAUUUCGAUCAAGACGAAAGCGUCAACAAAGCCAAUUGAACCGAUAACGGGCGAAACGUUCUUGAACGGAGAUAGUGGCUACCUUUGGCCCAGCCAUGUCAAAAGUGAUGCGUUUUCGAAAAACCUCCGUUGUUUUGUUCUCAGAUUGCAUCAAAGGCACCGCCUCCACACUAGCGUGCAUUGUUUUGGAUCGUAGUCUCGAAGCCAUCGAAAACGCAUACUGGCCAAAUGUUUUCGUUUCCAAGCCAUUCUUGAACGUGUUAUUUUUUACUAUCCCCCGUUAAUGAAUUGUGGUGCCAGUUUAUACACUUUAGCGUUUUCGGAGACCGUCGGGUUUUCUGUCGUUUACACUGGAACGAUAGACCUACUUUUCUCGUUGUUUUAGUGUGAAAGCAAGGCAAAAAACGUAAUAUAAAUGCUUUGAGCAUAAAAUUCCUUGCAAGAACGUCCACAAAAAGAGCAUUUAGCAAGUAGAUUUAAGUGUGGACAAAGGUGGUUUGUAUUGCUGAAUGUAGCUUGAUAGAAGUGUAUUGCAUGUGAUGGUAUAUCAAGACAAGAACCUCUACACUGCAUCUACCCUGCGCGCAGAGGUUUUUUCCGGCGUGUAUACACCGUAUUCACAAAUGGCGGACACGCGGGAUAAAACUGGUGCCUAGUCAUGAAAGCGAGGCGUUGGAGGGUAAACCAAAAUUGCAAAUAAAGACUUUCAGUGAACUUGCACAGUGUUUAGCACGGAUUCCACCUAAAAUAACUUUGUACGGACUUCUUUUUAAAUACAAUUACGUGGGAUGUCUUCUGCUUUUAAUGUUUAGUCGCGAUUUGCUGUUUGCAAUCAAAAGGGACGCGUAUAUCUUCAAGGAAACAGGAUGAUUUUGUAGGUUUCCGAAGCAUCAGAAGCUCGACAAGUGGGCGAUGGCUGGAGAAAAGCGGCAAACAUGUUGGCCCAAACUUCACAUUGAAACCGAGUUCGAAAGCCAGCUCACUGCAAUUCGGUAAAACAGAAAUAUAAACAAUGCAAAUCUUGGUGGCAAGAAAAAAAGAAAUAAGCGACGGAUAUAUAGCCUACUUGUUAACGCAAGAGACGUGUGCCAUUGAACAUAACAGUUCAAGUCGAGAUGGAAAAAAGGAAGACAGGAAAGAAGCGGUGACUGAGGUUUCGAUGAAGUUAUGUUUGGUUUUUGUUUGCCAAGACGUUAUUUUGUGGUCUUUAUCGAUGAAGGACAUCAAUUAGAACUAUUUUUUCAGUAUAAAUGCAGGAGCGAGCGAGUGUAGUACGCUCAAAAUUUCAACUUGUUACUCGGCAGACUCCGGGUAAGCCGGCCACAUAUUAUUUCAGCGAGUAAUUUUCUUAUUUCUUAUCUUUGGCUGUUAAGAGUUUUAACUUCAUGUUCCAUAAUAUUUUAAAAGUGAAGAAUACAUAAAUAAAAUGAUGGUCUUCUAAAACGGAUCCAGACUCGAAUUUAAUGAUUCGAAACAGAAGCUUGCCGUGUUCAGUCCUGACACAAACAUUACCUUAAAAGUUUAACCUAGUAAAUGUUACCUUUAUACCACUUUUUUACCAAGAGCUCUCCGAGAUAAUGCCCUAAAGGAGACCAGGCAAAUAGCAAACCAUAAGAUUCACACGCUAGAGCUUCUAGUUUUGAUAAAAUUAUCAUUUUAUUUCGCAAUGACAAAGAAAUCAAAAGAUCUUUGCUAAGCUCUCCCAACGUACCUCUAACAAUUCACUCCAAAGCGACGGAAUUAAUAUCAUCCAAAGGAAGUUGUAAAUACAGACAUACAUAGAUAUGUAUAAAAUGACAUUGACAUGAAUGAAUGAGUUUCGUGAAUGAAUCUUUCACCCGCUGUAGACUUGACCUGUUUUGUGUAGCUUUGUGUAAUGGCGGAGUUCUUUUCUGUUGACAAGUAGGCUAUAUAUCCGUCGCUUAUUUCUUUUCUUCUCGCCACCAAUACCGGUUUUUACUUCUGUUUUACAGAAUUGCAGUGAGCUGGCUUUCGUAUUCGGUUUCAGCGUGAAGUUUGGGCCAACAUGUUUGCCGCUUUUCUCCAGCCAUCGCCCACUUGUCGAGCUUCUGAUGCUUCGGCAACCUACAAAAUCAUCCUGUUUCCUUGAAGAUAUACGCGUCCCUUUUGAUUGCAAACAGGAAAUCAGUACUAAACAUUAAAAGCAGAAGACGUCUUACGUCAUUGCAUUUAAAAAGACGUCCAUACAAAGUUACUUUAGGUGGAAUCCGUGCUAAACACUCUGCAAGUUCACUGAAAGUCUUCAUUUGUAAUUUUUGUUUACCCUGCAACGCCUCGCUUUCAUGACUAGGCACCAGUUUUUUCCCGCGUGUCCGCCAUUUGUGAAUACGGUGUAUAGCUUUUCAUCCACAAGCUUGUUACUUGCUGUCUUGUUACGCUACUCUAAGUAUUGAAUGAAAGAGCUUUAAUAUCUUCUAAAAUACCUUCUGAAAUUUUAGUAUAUUUGUAAACUGAUUUUCUUAUUUUUAACUGUCUUUUUUUUCUUGCAGUCACUGAGAGAAGAUGUGCGGCGACAAACGGACCGCGAGCACCAACUGCAAAACCGCUACUCGCAUAUGUUGUACGAGAGAGACGCUCUUUACGGCCAAAUGCCACAUUAGUGAGAAUUACUAUCGUGGUUCUACCCAUAAGCAGCGGCCCCAGUUUCAAUCGAACGUUAAUGUGAAAACCUUCAUUUCGCUUCUCUUUUCUCACAUCAGUAAAUUCCACAUAUGCGUGUUAUGUGUAGUGAUCACCAAAUGGGCGUUUUUAUCGUCUUUACAUGAACAUUGCAAGUUACCAGCGAGAGAAGACGGGAAAUCUCAAUGCAAUUUCCUCAUUUUAUCAUCGAUUUAACGCAAGUAAAACCCUGUUGGACGACCUUCUCAAGCCCGUCUUCGGUUGUUGGUUCUUGUUCGUACAGUGCGAAGUAGCGGGGACUAGUCUCCCAAGUGGCUACUAAGCAGCAGUCACCGGCAGUCACCUGCUUUGACGUCCUACUUGACAGAAUCUGUAGACACUUGUGUCUUUUGACAUGCACAGGCUUGUAGUUUGUACCCCGUUUUUCUUAAGGGAUUCUUUGUAACCUACUAGCUCGAAGCUAUUUGUUCGUCUUCCGGUCAAAUUAUCUUCAGUUGUUAGGAGCGCUAGUCUAAGUAGUUAAAAGGGAAAACUAGCAAAAGCACUUUCCAAAUCUUCAUGACGUUUUGAGUUGAUUCACCUACUUUAACCACAACCCGUGCUUCGGUACUUGACAACAAAUAAAAUUCUAUAAAGCUUUUGGUAAAUCCUCCAAGGGAAAACAAACAUUGAUCGCUUUAUUAUGUAACUAUGCAUACUGGAAAUAAACAGCAAAGCGUGAAAUUUCUUAAAAGCUUUUCGUCUGCUCUUUGUUCACAAGGUAAAAUAAUC
Porites lobata is the source of this 22504-nucleotide messenger RNA. The record is from the annotation of a GenBank genome assembly. Lineage: Eukaryota; Metazoa; Cnidaria; Anthozoa; Scleractinia; Poritidae.